GUGCCUAGGGAGGUGUGUUAUAUUUUUGGUAUCAGAGCUAAGGUUUUGCUAAUACAUUAAUCUACCAUUACCAGAGGAAAAAGAUGAGUCAGGGAGACAUUACUUCUACUCUUCCUCCUGUUGAUGAUGUGAAUGCCCGAAUGGACAUAAUGCAAAGGCCAUUAUGGAUAUGAGUUCUUUAGGGAUUAUCUGCGACAUGAGAACAACAAUAAUGCCCCACAAAACACUGGUGGCAAUUUACAACAAACAGUGGACUCUAGGGACGGAAAUGAGCAGUUGACAUUGGUGAAGCAAUUUCAGAACAUGAACUUGCCCAACUUCAAUGGAGUUCCUGAUCCCGAUGUGGCUAAGUCUUGGGUUAAGAAAUUAGAAAAGAUGUUCAAGCUCCUGAAAUGUACUAACAGGCAAAAAGUGGAGCUGGCAGUGUUCACGUUAGAAGCUGUGUUGGAAAGAAAGGAACGAGAGUUCAUGAAUUUGAAGCAAGAUGACAUGACAGUUGAUGAGUAUCAAGCUAAAUUCAGUUCUCUUAUGAAGUUUGCUCCUCACCUUGUUAAUGAUGAAGUUAGGAAGGCAAGGAAGUUUCAAAGAGGGUUGAAAGCUCCCAUUAGGAAAAAGGUGGUUCCUCAAAUGCUAAAGACUUAUGAUAAGGUCUUAGCCACGGCUCAAAUAAUUGAGCAAGAUAUGAAGGAGCAAAAAAUGGAGACUCAUGACUCAAAAGGCAAGGGAAAGGCUAUCAACAACCAGCCUUUCAACAAGAAGCCUGAACAAAGGGGAAAAAGGAAGAUCCCCAAAAGCAACAAGCCAAGUUUUGAUUUUUGUAAGAGGUGCGGUAAGAACCAUGGGGGAAAAGAAUGUUAUCGGUAGACUAAGGCAUGUUUCAAGUGUGGGAAGACUGGCCACUUGAUCAAGGAUUGCCCAGUUCUCAAAGGAGCAAGUCAACAGCCAAAGGAUAAAGAUAAUAAGAAGCCAAGGGUUCAAGGAAGAGUUUUUGCCAUCACAGAACAAGAAGCUCAAAAUACUCCUAUAGUUAUAAAAGGUGAAAUACCUA
This is a messenger RNA of Rubroshorea leprosula, 1048 nucleotides long. Lineage: Eukaryota; Viridiplantae; Streptophyta; Magnoliopsida; Malvales; Dipterocarpaceae. The record is from the annotation of a GenBank genome assembly.